GAGCUACCAAUAUUCGCAUACUCAGACCGAUUUUUUUUGACAGCACUUCAAUUUGAACUUCCAAACUGUUGAAAAAUAUGGUCCAUGUUGGGGGACAGUGACGACGACCGGGGUGUGAUUCGACGGUCUUACGAUGGUGCAAAUUCGACAGGCUCCCGCGUUAAGCAAGGGAUCCACGGUCGCCCUCGCCACCCCGCUCGAGUCCGCCGGUGCAUCGAUCGCGUUGAAGAAGGCGACUUUCCUGGGAUCCGCAAAAUUGUCAGCUAGCAUGGCACAUCAAACGACGCGCUGGACUGUUGAACAGAGAAAAUCUAUGGCCGAGUCGAUCAAAUGUGAAGACAUGGGUUUCUAGAAACGAUGAGCCAUCCUGCACUGAAAAAAAAUUGUCAAGCACAAUAAAUUGAUCUAUCUACUCAGAGUGCAUUCUCGGCGGUCCUGGCGAAUGUUGAUUUCUUCUCUGCUACGCCCGCGCUGCCACCAUGACUGACACUGGCGUCACGCGCUUCCCAAUCUCCCACGCCUAUUCAGACAACAGAUUCGCGGUUGACUGUGACGGCCCAAGAGAGGCUGCGUGGGCCGUUGGAGACGGCGUGCUGCGUCGGGCUAUAGAGAAAAGCUGGAAAUCGGCUUCACGGCGGCCCGGGCUGUGGAGCAGCAAAUCAGUGACGUCGAUAAAUG
Molecule: messenger RNA, 678 nt
Organism: Mycena citricolor
Lineage: Eukaryota; Fungi; Basidiomycota; Agaricomycetes; Agaricales; Mycenaceae
Source: the annotation of a GenBank genome assembly